This is a messenger RNA of Oreochromis niloticus (Nile tilapia), 3112 nucleotides long. RefSeq lists its product as uncharacterized. The record is from RefSeq and is a predicted model, not a curated record. Gene Ontology annotation, cellular component: membrane; extracellular region. The transcript has 4 exons. Bases 729 to 2471 code for a protein of 580 amino acids. Gene Ontology annotation, molecular function: lipid binding. Lineage: Eukaryota; Metazoa; Chordata; Actinopteri; Cichliformes; Cichlidae. Gene Ontology annotation, biological process: lipid transport; lipoprotein metabolic process.
UAACUUUAUUGCAGUUUAUUGUUUGAUAACAGCAUUUUGGUUAUUUUGUAAGUGAUUUAAGUGUUAGCCACAUGUUUAGUGAGAGCUGUUAAUUAUAGAUUUAAUUUUCUGCUAAAAGGGAGUAUUUAACAGGUAUUUCAUUAGAAAACUGCGUUUCCCAGAAUCCUUUGUGGUAGAGGAAAGGUACUCUGGGUUAGCUAGCGAAGAAAGUUUCGGGAAGCCAUUAUAUGUUGCUGAUGUCGAGCAGUUUAUUUGUUGUACAUUCCCCUUUUUGAAGCCUUAUAUAAAGACUAUCGUUUCUACAAUUGAUGUCCGAUCCAUUUUUUUGGCUAAGUGGAUUCGCCACAACAUUUUUUGGUGCCGAAACCCGGGAGAAAUGAGCGAACAGGAUUUACGCGGAGCCGCCGCCGAAGCUGCGGGAGUGGCGGAUGACGAGCAUCAGAGAGAAAUGGAAAGAACAAAACGGAAACGUGGGACGAUAAGAGGUGCUACCACACGACUUGUACAUCAAAUUGACUCCGAAAUGGCUAAACCAGAUCCGGACACUGACCAUCUGAGCACAUUACUGGAAAUGCUGUCGGCAAAGGAGCUCAGUUUGUAUGCCUUAGAUAGUGAAAUAGAACGUAAAACAGCUCUGGAUGACCUGGAAAUGGAGAUCGAAAGCGCAGAGGGAUAUAAGGAGCGCAUCAUCCUGUCCAAGAGCCGUGCACGGCGCAUAAUUAAGAGAAAUGAGGAUUGCCGCGAACGAGCCGCGCAUCAAAGGAAAUGAGCUACAGGAGGCCUUGUGCCGCUACACCACAGACACCCUCAUCUACAUCCACACAGUGAGAGCAUUCUGUGAGAUGUUCUCUAAAUGGAUGCUCUGGAGAAACACCGAGGUAGAAAUGAUGAGGGAUAUCAAAGAUAGACUUGAAGCACUUGACCUAAACAUCAACCAUGUUACUAAGUCAGAGGAAAAAGGUAAAGCCUUUGUGGAGUAUAUGAAGAGCAAGAUGACUGUGAAUGUAGACAGCAAGCGUGCAGAGCUGGAGAAUGAGCUGGUUGAAGUGUUGAAGGACACUGCAAGUGGCCUGGAGAGUCUCAGCAGCUUCCUGGAUGCGGUGGAGAAGCUGGCAGUGACCUCGCUGCAUGUGUUCACGGAGAACCAGGUGUUACACCUUCCAGAAGGGAUCAGUCCUGAGUAUGUUCAGGCUGUCAUCUUGGCUGCACGAGUGAUCUGUCCUCUGCUGCUGGAGUUUAAAAGAGACGACAACGCCUUCUUCCUUCCCAAACUCCAGAAUGUGGAAGUGCUGGCAUAUCAGCUGGACAGAUACAUACAGACCUCCAAGACAAUCUGUGAGAAGUUGGACAAAAGCUGCUUCAGUGACUUUGGUCUGAAGAUGGCUGUAGAAACUGUGGUUGAUCUUGAUGUGGAUUUGUCUGAGGAUGACAUACAGAGAAUGCUUGAUCAUGUAAAUCAGCUUGAUGAGAUCAGGAUGAACGAGCAGUUCCGAAUGGUGUUCUUGUUCCAGGAGGAACCGUGCCAUGGGUUCAUUAGUGAGUUCGACAAGCGACAGCCCACCAUGCUGCAGUUUCUAAAGGAGCUGGAGGAGACAGCUGUUCAGUUAGACAGAAUGAAUAAGGGGGCAAAGAUUUCCAGUGUGGCAGGCAGUUCUGUGGGGGCAGUUGGAGGUGUACUGUCCAUUGUUGGUUUGGCAUUAAGUCCUUUCACAGCAAGAGUUUCUCUAGCUUUGACAAUGACUGGAGUCGGGUUGGGAAUCACCAGUGGAGUCAACAGCGUUGUGACCACUGCAACAGAGGUUGGAGUAAAUGCUACACAACGAAAGAAAGCCUCUGAAGUCUUCAAGAACUUUUUGGAGGAUGUAAAGAGUCUCCAGAGUUGUCUGAAGGUGGUUACCAGUCAAACCAUUGCCAAACUGGACGCAGUUGACCAACAUAUGGUUGUGGUAGUUGUCAAGAUUGCAGCUAAAGCUGGUGCUAUUGUAAAGGGUAUUGGUGCACUUGUUGAUUUAGCUUCUGCUGUCAAGGUGUUACAACCUGAAGAGCUGCUCAUGAGUGCUGAGAAAGUCGUGGCUCAAAAAGGACAAGCGUUACGUAAUGCACCCAGGGUUGCCUCAGACAUCCCAGAUAUUGGUCAGGCAGCAGCCAAAGGGACCCUUGCACUCUCCAAGUCAGCAAGAGCAGGUUUCAUUGCAGUUAAUGCUCUCUUCCUCGGCAUUAAUAUUUUCUCCAUCUGUAAAGACAGCAUCAGUCUGGCUAAAGGCAGCGAGACUGAAGUCUCACAAUUCAUCAGAGCACGAGCUGCACUUUGGAGUUCAGAGAUCGACUCAUGGCAGAAGAUGCAUGACUCUCUGAAUGAAGGUUUGCCAACAUCAGAAAAUAAGAAGGCUGUCCUGGAGACUCCAAUUUAUCUGGAGAUGGAGGUGAAGAAACAGAGUGAAGCAGAAAGGGUAGAACCAUCUGUCGAAUGAUUAAAAAAACUGCAAUGAAACAGUUGUAAAUUACUGAUCACUGAAGUGCUCGACUCAUGCUAACUGAAACUAUGAUCAGAUCAUAGAGCCGUUUUAUGUGGAAAAUGUUUGAAAGCAAUCCUCAGACUGUAGGUCUUUUCAGUAACAGCACGCAGCGAGGCAUCCUCAUGCUGUAAUUACAUUAAUUGCCAAUAAGUCAACUGAAAAAAAUAUAUAUUCUAGAGUUGUGAUUACUGCAAUAUAAAGUAUCAGAGAAAAUAUCUGUCAAUGCAAAAUUUGAAUAAUAUAUGUGAUUUGUACAUAAUUCUGCUGAACAUUUUAUUUGCACAGUCAAAUAUAAAACCUUAUUAAUAACAUUAUUUAAGAAUUACUUCCAGAUAUAGACAUUUUUUUCUGUAAUAUAGUUCUGUUAUUACACAGUAAUUACAUGAAGUUCUGGUGCACAGAUUUUAGAACAGAUGAAAUAUUCUUGUACCAGUCUGACCCGUCUGCUGUGUGUGUACUGCACUGGUAAUUUAACAGCAGCACUAAUCACAUGUAAUGAUCAUAAUGUAAAUGUAGUCUGUUUCUUUUUGCAUAAAUACUUGUAUCCUUAAAUUUUCCCUCUGUUGAUAUAUAAAGUUUUAACUUAUCCAGUGAAA